Molecule: messenger RNA, 1761 nt
Organism: Gastrolobium bilobum
Lineage: Eukaryota; Viridiplantae; Streptophyta; Magnoliopsida; Fabales; Fabaceae
Product: glutamate decarboxylase 1
Exons: 7
Coding region: 60-1571 (503 amino acids)
Biological process (GO): L-glutamate catabolic process
Cellular component (GO): cytosol
Molecular function (GO): glutamate decarboxylase activity; pyridoxal phosphate binding
Source: RefSeq, a predicted model, not a curated record
CACAUACACACACUCUUUCUCUCUCUCUCCAAAUUAAAUCUAAAGAUCUGGCCAUCGUCAUGGUUCUAUCCAAAACCGCCUCCCAAACGGAUGUUUCCGUACACUCAACCUUCGCCUCCCGCUAUGUCCGCACCUCUCUUCCCAGAUUCAAAAUGGCGGAGGAGUCGAUUCCAAAGGAAGCUGCGUACCAGAUCAUAAACGACGAGUUAAUGCUGGAUGGAAACCCAAGGCUGAACCUGGCUUCUUUUGUGACGACGUGGAUGGAGCCUGAAUGUGACAAGCUCAUCAUGGCUUCCAUCAACAAGAACUACGUCGACAUGGACGAGUACCCUGUCACCACUGAGCUCCAGAAUCGGUGUGUUAACAUGAUAGCUCAUCUUUUCAAUGCACCACUUGAAGAGGCAGAACCUGCAGUUGGUGUUGGCACGGUUGGCUCAUCAGAGGCCAUAAUGUUGGCCGGAUUGGCAUUCAAAAGGAAGUGGCAGAACAGAAGGAAAAGUGAAGGGAAGCCUUAUGACAAUCCAAACAUUGUUACUGGUGCUAAUGUUCAGGUUUGCUGGGAGAAAUUUGCACGGUACUUUGAGGUGGAGUUGAAGGAGGUCAAGCUGCGUGAUGGAUACUAUGUAAUGGACCCUGAAAAAGCUGUGGAAAUGGUGGAUGAAAACACCAUUUGUGUUGCUGCUAUCCUUGGUUCCACACUAAAUGGAGAGUUCGAAGAUGUCAAGCGCUUGAACGAUCUCCUAGUCGAAAAGAAUAACGAAACUGGAUGGGACACUCCAAUUCAUGUGGAUGCAGCCAGUGGUGGAUUCAUUGCACCAUUUCUUUAUCCAGAGCUUGAGUGGGACUUCCGGUUACCACUAGUGAAGAGCAUCAACGUUAGUGGACACAAAUAUGGUCUAGUCUAUGCAGGAAUUGGUUGGGUCAUCUGGAGAAGCAAGGAAGACCUUCCUGACGAACUCAUCUUCCACAUUAACUAUCUCGGAGCAGAUCAACCCACCUUCACCCUCAACUUCUCCAAAGGCUCCAGCCAAGUUAUUGCUCAGUACUACCAAUUAAUUCGUUUGGGUUAUGAGGGAUAUAAAAAUGUGAUGGAAAACUGCACAGACAACAUGAUGGUACUUAAGGAGGGACUGGAGAAAACAGGUAGGUUUGAGAUUGUAUCGAAGGACGAUGGUGUACCAUUGGUGGCCUUCACAUUGAAGGAUCACAGCCACUUCGAUGAAUUCCAAAUCUCUGAUAUGCUGAGGCGUUAUGGUUGGAUAGUGCCAGCAUACACCAUGCCACCAGAUGCACAACAUGUCACCGUUCUACGUGUUGUCAUUAGAGAAGACUUUUCACGUACCCUUGCGGAGCGUCUUGUUAUUGAUGUCUCCAAAGUGUUGCACGACCUCGAUUUGCUUCCUGCUAAGGUACUCAGUAGCAACUCCGUAACAGUUACUGGAGGGGAAGCUCAAAACAAUGGGGAAAAAGUCAUGAUUGUUAAGAAGAGUGAUCUUGAGACCCAAAGGGAAAUCACUUCAAUUUGGAAGAAAUUUGUCAUGGACAGGAAGAAGAUGAACGGUGUUUGUUAGAGCCUUGUUUUAUAUAUAAACAUACAAGGGUGAGUUUAUAUAUGUAUUUUUGAUAUAUCAUUUUGACAUUAUAGUUGAGUGAGUCAAGCCACUUCUAUCCAAUUUUUCACUGACGAGGGUUUUGUCAAGUGGAAAAAUUUGUUUAAAUUUUCUCAUUCUCAAAUUUUUCUGAAACUUUUGUUUAAGUUAU